This is a messenger RNA of Parascedosporium putredinis, 1689 nucleotides long. Lineage: Eukaryota; Fungi; Ascomycota; Sordariomycetes; Microascales; Microascaceae. The record is from the annotation of a GenBank genome assembly.
AUGCGCCCUGCUCCGGCGCCUGCCUCGACCCUCCCCAGCAGAGCAACAGCAGCACGUGAGCCCUUCUCCCGCGCCUACUCGGAUGCCGGCGGCGACGGCGGCGGCCCCAGCGCGCGGGGUCGCCUCUCCGUCCUCGAAGACGUCAAGGAACGCCUGCGCCUAGACCAGUCCGAAGGCACCAUCACGAUCGACGCCGACAACAAGACGGUCGACACCGCGGCGGGCAAGCUCCCCUCUCGCCCCCCAGAUGCUCGCCUCCCCGUCCGCAAUUGCGCCAUGACCCGCACCCGACUCCCCCGCGAUUUCCUCCAAGAGUUCCGCCCCGUCCUCGAGCCCACGACCCAGCAGCCCUGUCACCCCCACUCCGACGACACUACCGCCAUAGUCAAGGGCAGCCGCGGCCCCGUCGGCUACCUCCUCGCCCACCAGAGCGUCACGACCCCGCCCCCGCGCCAGACCAACUUCCGCCACGCCGUCUCGCGCAGCCUGACGGCCACGAAACCCUGGAAAAUGAACCAGAUGCCCGGCAACGGGCCCCGUGUGGCGAGACGGCAUGAACGAGAUCCUGCUCGACAUGAUGAGGCGCGACGCCGCCGCCGGCCUGCGGGAACUGGCGCGCUUGAGGUCGCUCCGUCCGACGACUCGCCUUCCUUUUACUCGACCUACGACGUCGAGGGCGUGCGCUUUGGAGCCAAGAUCCCCGUCCACAACCUGCGCGUCGUCCUCGGCCCCGCGCACUUUGCCGAGCUGCGCGCCGCAUCGCCCAUCUUUCGGGACACGCACAUGGCGUUGCUCGCGCGGGUGAGGUCGACGAGGGUGCAGAAGCUGUUGUGGCGUAUUCAGGGAUACAUGGCAGUACGCACACAUCCAUUUGAUCCAACCUCAGACGUCCAACGCGACAACCCCGAAAUCAUCCAACCCCCGCACCCUUCCCACCCCACCUCCCACCUCCCCAUCAUCCUCAUCCACGACGGCGGCGGCACCUGCUUCGCCUACUGCUGCCUCGACACCGUCCCCCGCGCCAUGUACGGCAUCCACAACCCCCACUUCUGGUCCGGCGACCCCUGGACCGGCGGCAUCCCCGAAAUGGCCGCCGCCUACACCAAAAUCAUCCGCGCCCUCAGGUUCCUCCUCGGCGGCUGGUCCCUCGGCGGCAUCCUCUCCCUCCAAAUCACCAAAGAACUCCAAUCCACCCCGGACCCAGACAUCGAAAUCGCCGGCCUCCUCCUCAUCGACAGCAUGUACCCCGUCUCCCUCUCCCCCAACGGUCCCCCUUACGUCCCCAUCUCCUCCUCCCUCCCCGCCCUCGCCCCCGGCGCUACCAAGACCCAGGUCCUCUCCCGCGCCUGCAUGACCAAGGCCGCCGCCAUGCUCCUCGCCUGGACCGCCCCCGUCCUCGCCCACCCCGUGCCCCCGCCGUCCUCAUCAAGGCCCGCGACGCCAUCCCCCUGGGCCCUCACCCUCACCACAGGUGACGACGGCGUCCAGACCACCACCGUGAGCGCCAUCGACACCCACCGCGCCGAUCGCGAGCUCGGCUGGGGCCACUACCGCCCCGGCUGGAUCCGCGCCGUCUACGACGUCCCCGGCGACCACUUUAGCAUGUUUUCCAUCUUCAACGCCGAGGCCAUGACUCCCGUCGUCGAGCGCGCCUGCCGCACCCUCGAGAGCCUGGCCGAGCGCGCCUAG